Molecule: messenger RNA, 2679 nt
Organism: Diospyros lotus (date-plum)
Lineage: Eukaryota; Viridiplantae; Streptophyta; Magnoliopsida; Ericales; Ebenaceae
Exons: 2
Coding region: 641-1078 (145 amino acids)
Source: RefSeq, a predicted model, not a curated record
CACCCCCUCCCCUUCUGCAAAGCUUCGCCCCUACCCUAAGCCCUUUUCCUUCUCUCGCUUUCACUGCCCUGCCUCUCUCGACUCUCGCUCCGUCACUCCCUCCGUCGCCCUCGCCCUCGCCGUCGGCGGCUCGCCCUCGCUCUCGCCUCUCGCUGCUCCGUCGCUCGCGGCCUCUCGCCUCUCGCUGCUCCGUCACUCGCGGCCUCUCGCCCUCGCUCUCUCGCCUCUCGCUGCUCGGUCGCUCGCCCUCGCCCUUGUGGCCGGUGGCUCGCUCUCCGUUGACCGUUGGUCCGUUGCUCACUGCCUCUCUCUCGCUUCGUCGCACGGUCGCAGUUUCGCACCCUCGCCGGCUCGCCCUCCGUCGCUUCACUCGCCCUCGUGGCCGGUGGCUCGCUUCCUCGCUCUUGCCUCUUGCUCCGUCGCUCGCUGUUGCUGGUGAUGGCUCGCUGCCUCUCGAUUGUCGAUUGGCUCAUCAAAUUCAGUCUUUCAGAUCUGCUUCUCUGAAGCUCUUAACUACAGAAUCCAGAUCUGCUUCAACUUUCAGCGGCCCCAAAUCUCAGAUACGGCACUGUUCAUUCCCCCCUUUCUGUGACAUUCGUACAUACACUUUGUGUGCAACUUGACAUAGACAAUCUUACAGAUGGAUUCCCAACCGCUCAAUUCUCUGGGCGAUAUCUUCGAGUCGUCGCUGAACUUAGAAAACAUCCACUUCGAAGAGGGCUUCAACGACGGCUACAAAGACGGUUUACCCACCGGAAAAGAGGAGGCGCGCCAAGUGGGCCUGAAGCACGGGUUCCAAAUCGGGGAGGAAUUGGGCUUCUACAGAGGCUGCAUCGAUGUCUGGAGCUCAGCUAUCCAGCUUGAUCCCAAUUGCUUUUCAUCCCGUGUCCAGAAAAACAUCAGAGCCAUGGACGAGUUGGCCCGGGCAUACCCGGUCUUGGAACCUGAUAACGAGUCCGUGGACGAGAUUAUGGAGUCUUUGAGGUUGAAAUUCAGGUCUGUUUGUGCCACAUUGAAUGUCAAAUUGGAAUACAGUGGGUAUCCGAGCGCUUCGGAUGUCAAGGAUUUUGAGUUUUGAAGGAGAGUUUAUCAGUUGUAUUGUUAUACGUUCACUGGUUAUCUUUGCCUUCGUUGAUUAUUGUUGAUUCAGAGUGAAAGUUGAUUUAUUUCUUUAUUUUGAUUUAAUGGGUUAAUUGUUGGGCUAUAUUGUUAUCUGGGUUGCAAUUCUUUGAUUACUCCAGUCUAAAUAUGUUCUAAGGGGAAAUCCUAGGCACUACCGCACUAGCAGACCCUUCUUUGGUACGGCCCGAAAGGGUAGAUAAAUCUGGCCGCCCAGCUGGGUCUGCUUGCAAUGCCAUCUAUACGGAAAUUUUCCCUUAGUAUUCUACCGGCCAUUCACCUAAACUGGAUGUAGCCCUUGCUAGGGCCUGGUUGGCAGUGUCAUUGGUUCCCACCUAUUAAACAUGUGUUCCUUGUAGCCAAAGCACCACCAAGCUACAAAAUGGGGGAGGGAAGCUGCUUAGGAGACUUGAACAUGAUAUUUUCGGGCUGAAGCUGCUCGGGAGACUUUGUGAGGGAUCAGCCUAGAGAGUGGUUGUAUUGGUUGCCUUGGGCUGAAUAUUGCUAUAACGUGGGGUUUUAUUUCGCUUUGGAAACCAUGCCUUUUGAGGUGGUCUAUGGGAGAGCUCCCCCUGGAUGCUCUCUUAUGAUUCGGGUAAGACUCGGUUAGAGGCUGUGGAUUAUGCUUUGCAGCAGCAAGAUUCUUCCUUUUUGAAGUCUUUUAAGGGACCGUCUGUUACAAGCGCAGGCUGCCAUGAAAAAACAAGCUGAUCAACGCUGUCAAGAUUUAUAGUUUGCUGUAGGGGAUUGGGUGUUAUUGAAGUUGCAACCUUCCAGACAUACUUCGAUCACUUAUCAUUUCAAUAAGAAGUUGUCCCCACGUUUUGAUAGACCUUUUCAGGUACUUCGCCUCAUUGGCAGCGUUGCUUACAAGCUAUUCUUGCCUGAGGACAGCAAGGUACACCCUGUGUUUCAUGUUUCUUAUCUUAAAUGCUUUCAUGGAGGAUUACCUGCAGUGCCACCUGCACUUUCGCCAUGUGGGGCAGAACCUCGCUUUCGCCCUCAAGCGGUGUUGGAUUCAUGACUUCAGUAACAAGGAGUUUCUCAUUCAUUAGGUUGAUUUGUCUCUGGCUAAAGCUUCUUAGGAGCAGGAGGUUGUUCUCAAGUCUAAUUUUCCUUCAUUUGUGCUUGAGGACAAGCACAUUUCCAAAGCAGGGGGUGAUUUUAUGGGCAAUACAACCAGACCUCCAAUCACCCAAUUUACAAGCAUAGAACUAAGCCCAAAACUGAAUAGGAAUAUUUAUUUUCCUAUUUUGAGUCAGUUUCUUAUUUCCUAAUUCCUAUUUUGAUUAGGAGAUUUGCAAUUCGUUUCCGAUUAAGAGUCUCCAAGGUUAUGUUAUAAAUACUCUAUUGUAGUUGAUUACAAGGUAAUAAGAAUAAUAUUUUUUCCAGCAUACUCUGUGUGCAAGAGAUCAAAUGGUUCUCUCUUACGAGUCCUAGCUUUCAACAUAGGUAGAGAAGGAAGGAGGUCUUUGUAGGAGUUGAUCCUUUAACAGAAAGUUUUGGACUUGAGAAGGGCGUCAAGGAGGAAAAGAAAAGAGUAUUCAGCAGAAGAAAGUC